UCCGCCCGCCCGCCCUCCCCGACCCGGCCCGCCCCCUCCCCCACCCCCGCUCCUGGACCCGCCAGUGGGGUCUGGAUCCCACUGUGCCGUCGCCGCCUCCUUUUUCGACGCCUUCACGGCCACCAGAAGAGGCGACCUGGUCGGGAGUUCCGCCGCCGCUGCCAGAAUGGAUAGAAUGACAGAAGAUGCUCUUCGUCUGAAUCUUUUGAAGAGGAGUUUGGACCCAGCAGAUGAGCGAGAUGAUGUCCUGGCAAAACGACUGAAAAUGGAGGGGCAUGAGGCCAUGGAACGGCUGAAAAUGUUGGCACUGCUCAAAAGGAAAGAUUUGGCAAAUCUUGAGGUGCCGCAUGAGUUACCUACCAAACAAGAUGGCAGUGGUGUCAAGAGUUAUGAAGAGAAACUUAAUGGAAAUCUCAGGCCUCAUGGAGACAACAGGACUGCUGGAAGGCCAGGCAAAGAAAACAUCAAUGAUGAACCUGUGGAUAUGAGUGCUCGACGGAGUGAACCAGACCGAGGAAGGCUAACUCCUUCCCCAGAUAUAAUUGUUUUGUCUGAUAAUGAGGCUUCCAGUCCCCGAUCCAGCUCCCGGAUGGAAGAGAGACUCAAAGCAGCCAACCUAGAGAUGUUUAAGGGGAAAGGCAUUGAGGAACGGCAGCAGCUUAUUAAGCAACUGAGGGAUGAGCUAAGAUUGGAAGAAGCUCGUCUGGUGCUGUUAAAGAAACUGAGACAGAGUCAGCUACAGAAAGAGAAUGUGGUCCAAAAGACUCCAGUUGUACAGAAUGCAGCAUCUAUUGUCCAGCCAUCUCCUGCACAUGUGGGACAACAAGGCUUAUCUAAACUUCCCUCCCGGCCUGGGGCUCAAGGGAUUGAACCUCAAAAUCUGAGAACAUUACAGGGUCACAGUGUCAUCCGUUCAGCAGCCAACACCACCCUUCCACACAUGUUGAUGUCUCAACGUGUUAUUGCACCAAAUCCAGCCCAACUUCAGGGCCAGCGGGGGCCACCGAAACCUGGCAUUGUACGCACCACAACACCUAACAUGAAUCCUGCCAUCAGUUACCAACCACAGUCAAGUUCUUCUGUUCCCUGUCAGCGCACAACGUCGUCUGCCAUCUAUAUGAACCUCGCCUCCCAUAUUCAGCCAGGGACUGUGAACAGAGUGUCCUCACCACUUCCUAGCCCCAGUGCCAUGAGCGAUGCUGCCAACUCACAGGCUGCAGCCAAAUUGGCUCUUCGAAAACAGCUGGAAAAGACGCUCCUGGAGAUACCACCACCAAAACCUCCCGCUCCCUUACUUCACUUCCUGCCUAGUGCAGCCAAUAGCGAGUUUAUCUACAUGGUAGGCUUGGAAGAAGUCGUACAGAGUGUCAUUGACAGCCAAGGCAAAAACUGUGCCUCACUUCUGAGGGUCGAACCCUUUGUAUGUGCCCAGUGCCGCACAGAUUUCACCCCUCAUUGGAAGCAAGAAAAGAAUGGUAAGAUCCUCUGUGAGCAGUGUAUGACUUCCAACCAGAAAAAGGCUCUAAAAGCUGAACACACUAACCGGCUGAAAAACGCUUUCGUUAAAGCUCUACAGCAGGAACAGGAAAUUGAGCAGCGGUUACAGCAGCAGGCAGCACUGUCCCCAACUACAGCUCCAGCUGUGUCCAGUGUCAGUAAACAGGAGACCAUCAUGAGACAUCAUACACUUCGGCAGGCUCCACAGCCCCAGAGUAGCCUCCAGCGUGGUAUACCCACAUCUGCCCGCUCCAUGCUUUCAAACUUCGCACAGGCACCCCAGUUGUCUGUGCCAGGUGGCCUCCUUGGCAUGCCAGGUGUCAACAUUGCAUACUUGAACACUGGCAUCGGAGGACAUAAAGCCCCAAGCUUGGCAGACCGGCAGCGUGAAUACCUUCUAGACAUGAUCCCUCCCAGGUCUAUAUCUCAGUCCAUCAGUGGGCAGAAAUAACGCCUGUUCCACUCGUGCUGCCCAUCCUUGAACCCUUUCCCCAUUUCUCCCACUGCCCCCACUUCCGUCGCAUGCAGUGCCUGUGCUGGUGCCUACCAUACACGGAAAGCAAAACCGAAAAAAAAACAGAAGACAGAAAUAGACAUCAACAAGAAAACACAUGCCCCGCCCUGCCACCUCCCCUUGAUUUCACACUGCUGCGAUCUGUUCUCCUGCUGCUCUGUCUUCUCUCUUUGAUUUCCUUUAACAGUGAGGUGGGAUCUUUGCCUCUGAUAGAGGUCAGAAUGAGGUCCUGGGGAGAAUUUAAGCCCUUUGAUGUGUGUUUCUAAAGUUUGUUUUAUGCUAUAAUUAUUAUCAUUUUUAAUUAUAUUGUGUGUUUUCCCUUUGUUCUGUAGACGGUUAACCCCAUCUUCUGUUUUCUUUAUGUCCCUACCUCCCUCUGCUAACCCUCCUCCUUUUUUUUAAAAAGUAUAUAUAUAUAUAUAAAUGAUAUACAA
This is a messenger RNA of Rattus rattus (black rat), 2445 nucleotides long. RefSeq names its product GATA zinc finger domain containing 2B (gene Gatad2b). Gene Ontology annotation, cellular component: NuRD complex. Lineage: Eukaryota; Metazoa; Chordata; Mammalia; Rodentia; Muridae. The transcript has 11 exons. Gene Ontology annotation, molecular function: zinc ion binding; sequence-specific DNA binding. The record is from RefSeq and is a predicted model, not a curated record. Gene Ontology annotation, biological process: negative regulation of transcription by RNA polymerase II. Bases 167 to 1948 code for a protein of 593 amino acids.